UCAUACCCUCCAAAAGUACAUAAAUGCAGGGUUCAGAAACUCUCAAUGGGGUUAAGAACCAGACCUAUAGACCCAGCUCCAUUCAGCCAUGACGGGGUUCCCUCUGGCUGUCGUCAUGCUCCUUCAUCUGUCGUCUUCUUCCUCUUCCACUUCCUUGCCAUCGUCUACAGUGUUGGAUCCUCUGUUUCUGUACAUCGAUGAACAUCAGAAUGAGUUUGUCCAGAGGCUGCGUGAGUGGGUGGCCAUUAAGAGUGACUCCAGUGACCGGACGCUCUGGGGUGAGACCCACAAGAUACUCAACAUGACUGCAAACAGGAUUCAGGAGAUGGGAGGUCAGGUGGAGUUUGCUGACAUAGGCACUCAGAAGCUGUCAAAUGGGGAGUCCGUGGCUCUGCCACCUGUCCUCCUGGCACAAUUUCAGAGGGACCCGAAUAAACCCACGCUCUGCAUCUAUGGACAUGUGGACGUCCAGCCUGCCAAGAAGGAGGAUGGCUGGUCCACUGACCCCUACAACCUGACUGAGAUCAAUGGCAAUCUGUAUGGCAGAGGGGCCACAGAUAACAAGGGUCCGGUCCUGGCCUGGCUGCAUGCCCUGGAGACAUACAAAGCCAGCAAGCAGGAGGUGCCAGUGAACCUAAAGUUUGUCAUCGAGGGGAUGGAGGAGGUCGGCUCAGAUGGCCUGGACGAGCUGACCAGACAGCGGAACGAGAGCUUCUUCUCCGACGUGGAUUACAUUGUCAUCUCCGACAACGUGUGGGUCAGCAAGAGGCCGGCCCUCACCUAUGGCACCAGGGGGAGCAGCUACUUCUUUGUAGAGGUGGACGGCCCGAAGCUAGACCUGCAUUCCGGAGUGUUCGGAGGGUCUGUUCAUGAGCCCAUGACAGAUGUGAUAACCCUGCUUGGCAGCCUGCUGAACCACACAGGGAAAAUCCUCGUCCCAGGGAUCUACGAGUCCGUGGCCCCGCUGACUGAGGAAGAGAGGAAGCUGUAUAAGGACAUUCACUUUGACAUGGAGGAAAUGAAAAAUCAUAUUGGGGUCAAGAGCUUCUUACAGGACAAUAAGGAAGAAAUCCUCAUGUCUCGCUGGCGCUACCCAUCCCUGUCCAUCCACGGGAUCGAGGGGGCGUUCUCUGACCCGGGCUCGAAAACAGUCAUCCCCCGACGCGUGAUUGGGAAGUUCUCCAUCCGCCAGGUGCCCAACAUGGACCCAGCUGUUGUGGAAAGACAGGUAAAAGAGCACCUGCAGGAGGUCUUUGCCAAGCAGAAAAGCCCCAACAGCCUGAAGGUGAUGGUAACAGUGGGGGCUAAACCAUGGGUGGCCAACUUGAAUGACCCACAGUAUAUUGCUGGCCGAAAGGCGGUUAAAGCGGUUUUUGGAGUGGAGCCGGAACUGAUCCGAGAAGGAUCCACAAUUCCCAUUGCCAACAACUUCCAGGAAGUGACAGGGAAGAGUGUGAUGAUGCUGCCCAUUGGAGGACAUGAUGACGGAGAACACUCUCAGAAUGAGAAGAUCAGCAGGUACAACUUCAUUCAAGGGACAAAGCUCUUUGUUGCCUUCUUUUAUGAGCUUUCCAAGCUCCAGAAAGACCAGUGAAUGUCACAUGCAAUCUUCUGUUUUUUUCAUGGAAGGCUGCUAAAAAGACGUUCUGUUGCCUCUUCAGCAUCGCGACCAUGAAAGGGACAGUGCACUUUCAGUGGCUUUGGAUAUUAUUUCAAUUUUAGUAAAUAUUUUGGAUUGGACAAAAUCAUUUUUGUGUGCUGUGAAUGAUAUUCACAGAGAAAUUUCCAAUGACAGGCUUCGCAAUGGCAAAUAAAGGGACAUUUAGGGCUGUAUUUUAACAGCCUAAGCGCAUGGUGAAAAGCACAACCUGCAAGUGCAUUUUGGGAAAUGUUAUGCAACACAACAGGCCACAAAGAACAUUCAGGCUAUCUGAGAGCUGUAUUGUAAUGUUCCACCUGACUUAUGCAAACAUCUGAAACACAUUUUCAGUACUCCAAACUCCUCUCUAUUGGGCCAAUGCAUUCAAUACAUUUUCCAUUGAAUGACAAUUGACACGCUAUAUAGGCCUACAUAUCAUCAGACAUAUCUUUUAAUGAAUAGCCGUUGUCCCAAAAUUGGCCAUUGGCCAAUUUUAUUUGUCAUUACUACAAUUGUCUAAUUUGUAUCAAUAUUAUGACCAUCCAUUAUGACAUGUUGCAUUUUAUUGUGUAUUUUUGAUAUACACAAUAAUAAUCUUUCACAUUGUAAUCUUGAUGCUGACAGGAGGGUGCAUGUGCAUUGCACACCCGCCUACGUAGGCAUAUUACUCAACCCUCAACAUUGCGCCCAACUCUCAACAUUGCGCCCUUACAAUAGCAGUGCAACUCCAACAGGACUUAAGACCAAGCUUUGGCCGGUCAGAACUCAAAAGCUUUCAGCUCCAUUAAAAUAGCAAUACGCGGACAAUUACUGUGACCAUACCUAAUUUUAAGACCACCCACGUGGGCGCAAGGCUUUUUGCUAUUUUAACAUGCUAUUUUGCAUCUGUCUGAAAUAGCACAGACAGUGUUUGGAAUACCACCACGUUCUGCCGAGUCCAAGACAGAGAGUUCUGUGGUCUUCGCAAAAUUUGUCUCAUUUUAGAUAGCAUCACAGUGCUAAAACAAAUAUUUUGAGGAUUGCUGAUUCUCGAGACUGCUCUGUGUUGGUGCUGUUGGAUUAAAGUGCAGCAUUUAAUACAACUGGUUAUUCCAUGCUGAUUGACAGACUGAGGAAUUCGCAGAGGAUCUCUGUGACUGUGCUGAAAUGAUUCUUAUUGCGUUGGUUAAAUAGAAAAUGGUUGAUUUCUCUUGGUGAUUAUGUGUCCUUCUCUACAGCAGUUACUUCUGGUAUUCCUCAGGGCUCAGUACUUGGGCUGAUCUUGUUUUCUAUUUUCUAUUUCCCUUGGGUCUGAUCAUUCAUCAGCAUUAUAUAUUUUUAAUAGUUAUGCUGACAAAACUGAGCUGUACUUGUCAAUUAAACUUACUGAUCUUAACAAGUUGUUGCUGCUGAAUGAUUUUUUAGCUAACGUGCAAAUUGAUGGCUCAGUUUCUUUCAGCUGAACUCCAAUAAAACUGAAGUUCAUAACA
Molecule: messenger RNA, 3108 nt
Organism: Anguilla rostrata (American eel)
Lineage: Eukaryota; Metazoa; Chordata; Actinopteri; Anguilliformes; Anguillidae
Gene: cndp2
Product: carnosine dipeptidase 2
Exons: 12
Coding region: 89-1594 (501 amino acids)
Biological process (GO): proteolysis
Cellular component (GO): cytosol
Molecular function (GO): metallodipeptidase activity
Source: RefSeq, a predicted model, not a curated record